Messenger RNA from Scatophagus argus, 1077 nucleotides. RefSeq names its product methyltransferase-like protein 27. The transcript is spliced from 5 exons. NCBI's taxonomy places the organism in Eukaryota, Metazoa, Chordata, Actinopteri, Scatophagidae. The coding region runs from base 257 to 961 and encodes 234 amino acids. The record is from RefSeq and is a predicted model, not a curated record.
GGGAGGGGUCGCACUUAUUUCACUUCAUAUUUACCUGUAUGAAAACUUUGUGUGUGUGUUUGGGCUGUGCAUGAGUUGUCUCAGAGUUUCCAUGUUUCUUUUGUUGAUUUUGUAAAUGUUCAAGGGAAGACCACUUGAUUUCAGUACAUUUUUUUGACGGGGAGGACGGGGUAGUUACAGGGUCAUUUCAAAUCCAGGCAUCCAGGGUUCAGUGUGUCUCCCUGCUUUUCCAGGUGUGCAGCUGAACCAUCCAAACAUGUCAGUAUCAACCAGAACUGUUGAAGAUGUGAGGACGGUCCUGAAGUCUUCUAAAGAGUGUGAUCCAGACAAUGUGAUGAGUUUCUAUGACAAAUGGGCAGCAGACUAUGAAAAGGAUGUCAACGCCAUUAACUACCAAGGGCCAAAUCUGGCGGCAGAUUUCAUUUUUUCUAACUUCAGCGGGAGUCCAGAGGAAGCUCGGGUCUUGGAUGUCGCUUGUGGGCCUGGACAGAUGGCUAAACUGAUGAGUGAAGUUGGCUUCAAACACUUUGUGGGAGUCGACUGCAGUAAAGGAAUGCUGGAGGAAGCUGCUAAAACUGGUCUGUAUGAGGACCUCAAACAGGCCAGACUGGGAACUGACCCACUGCCUGCACAAGCUGGUACAUUCGAUGUAGUGGUGAUGGUUGGUGCUCUACAACCAAAUCUUGUACCAUUCAGCGUUUUCAGGGACUUGUGCAAUGUCACCAAACCAGGUGGUUUGAUUUGUCUCACAAAGGCUCAACACAGAACUGAUCCCGAAGGCUUUAUGGCUUCUCUGGAGAGAGAGCUGCAGCUCCUGGAGGACGAAGGACUGUGGACUCACGUAGGGUUCAACAAGUCUGACAGAUACAUCACAGAUUCAAAUAUGUUGGGCAGAGAAGAUAUGCAGGAUGAGAGAUUUCUUAGUGGAACUGUGUACCUCUUUAGAAAACCCCUCCUUUGAUCUCAUAUCCUCAGAAUCUUGGGCCCAAAGUGGAUCCGUUAAACCAAAGGAAUCUGUAACUGUUUGAUGUAUUGGGUGUUUUGUGAUGCACAAAAUAAACAUUGAUGGAAAUUAUA